AUGUCCCGGACACCUACCAUGACCGUUCGUCAGGCGCUACAGAUCGCUCAGAACAGCGAAACAGACGAGUUGGAUCCACAAAUCCUCCAGAUACUAGAAACCUUUCUCCGCCAGCUCUGGGGUCGUAUCCAAUCUCUUCCAGAAACGUACAUCAUGGACGAACUCGAAUUUGCUGUGUUCAACCACUCUCGAGCACGUUCCGAAUUCCAGAACGAGACUGCAAGGAAGGCGUUACUAUCGCGACAAUCUUCCCCUCCACUGACGACCGACCCGGACUGCACCCUGUAUGACGGAUAUUUCUACGUCACUGCGCGAAACUACACCUGGCAAUUACAGUGCUCCAACACCUAUGAUGGAGUUAUCCUUGCUCAAACUACGGACACCACCGACUUGGGCUCCUGUAUCGAAGAGUGUGUCAAUUACAAUCGCCAGAAUGGCGCGGGGGCCUGCUUAGCGGUCACUUUCAAUGGUGCAUAUGCUACGGCGGAUACUGUCUGCACCCAGUUCAGCGAAGUAACUUCGGUUGGAAUUGCGUCUGAAGAAGGAGGUGUCGAGAACUCAGCUCUGUUGAUCCUUGGCCCCGAUGGAGAGAUUUUUGCAACACCAGAGCCAGAGCCAUCGUUCUCUGGAGAGCCAACCCAACCGCCAACCGUGGAUCCGGUGCCUACCUCGACCACAGCCAACCGUGAGCACAUCAUAUGUUAUUUUCACCACCACGACUACAUCUACAGGUACAGUCUUCGUCACGUCAUGCGCUGCGGGAAGUGCCCCAUGCCAACAGAGCACGACCCCUUCAUCCUCGACAAUGGGCCCGGGUACAUCUGCGAGCAGCCCUCCAACUACAAGCGUAACUUCUAUCAGCAUCAGUGA
Messenger RNA from Cladophialophora immunda, 870 nucleotides. RefSeq lists its product as uncharacterized. The transcript has 5 exons. The record is from RefSeq and is a predicted model, not a curated record. Lineage: Eukaryota; Fungi; Ascomycota; Eurotiomycetes; Chaetothyriales; Herpotrichiellaceae. Bases 1 to 870 code for a protein of 289 amino acids.